UCCUGCAACCUUGUCUAAAAUGGCUGACGGCAAAAGUGGAGGAAGUGUUGCUACAGACAGCAUACCAGUGACCAACAGGGAUGCAGGCAUGAAAAACUUUUCAGAGACUGUUACUGUGACCAGCAGCUCUCAGGGUCCCAGAGAGGAGUACAAGAUGGACCACAAGAGACGAGGCCUUGCACUCAUCUUUAAUCAGGAGAACUUUGAGAGUUUAGAAAGCAGGCCUGGAACCCAGGCUGACCGGGAUAACUUGGAGAAAAGCCUGAAAGAUCUAAACUUUGAAGUGAAGAUUUACAAUGACAAAAAAAAGUCAGAUGUUGAAGAGAAAAUCAGAGAAGCUGCAAAUGCCGACCAUUCAAAUGCAGACGGCUUUGUUCUCGUCUUCCUGAGCCAUGGAGAGAAAGAUCAUCUUUUUACCUAUGAUAAGAAGAUCAGCAUUAAAGACAUCACAUCCCCAUUCAAAGGAGACAAAUGCAAGAGCCUCAUAGGAAAACCAAAAAUCUAUAUAUUACAGGCGAGCCGUGGAGGCAUCGCUGAUGAUCCAGUGGUUUCUCCCUGUGGAGGAGAUGAACCAGAUACUGUGGCAAAUAAGUGUGCCAUAUACACCCUCCCUGCUGGAGCUGAUUUCAUCAUGUGUUACUCUGUGGCUGAAGGUUACAGGGAGGCUGACGGCUCCUGGUAUAUCCAGGCUCUGUGUGAGAUGCUUCAAAAGCACGGCACCUCCCUCGAAUUCACAAAUUUACUCACACUGGUCAACAGGAUGGUGUCAAAGAGAAGUGCUAACUGUAAUAACAAGGAUCUCAAAGGGAAGAAGCAGAUACCUUGCUUUGCCUCAAUGCUCACCAAGCAACUGUACUUAAAACCAAAAAAGUAACAGUUUCACACCUUAAAGGAGACAUAGUUUACCCUUUUAAGACAAGUUUAUAUUGGUCUCAGAGGUCCCCUAAACAUGCCUGUGAAAUUUAUUGCUACAAAACACUCCAGUAUAGGUUUUUUGUACGUCUAAACUUUUAUCCAGAUUUUAGGACCUGACUGGGCUUCAAACCAUCAACCUCCCAGACCGCAGUCAGCAGGA
Molecule: messenger RNA, 1075 nt
Organism: Cheilinus undulatus (humphead wrasse)
Lineage: Eukaryota; Metazoa; Chordata; Actinopteri; Labriformes; Labridae
Product: caspase-6-like
Exons: 8
Coding region: 20-874 (284 amino acids)
Biological process (GO): apoptotic process; proteolysis
Cellular component (GO): cytoplasm
Source: RefSeq, a predicted model, not a curated record